Molecule: messenger RNA, 3244 nt
Organism: Mizuhopecten yessoensis (Yesso scallop)
Lineage: Eukaryota; Metazoa; Mollusca; Bivalvia; Pectinida; Pectinidae
Product: sodium- and chloride-dependent glycine transporter 1-like
Exons: 14
Coding region: 144-1901 (585 amino acids)
Biological process (GO): sodium ion transmembrane transport
Cellular component (GO): membrane
Source: RefSeq, a predicted model, not a curated record
CAAUACAUUAAAUAUGCGUAUUUGUUCAUCUUAAUGUUAGCUUUGUCACAAUACGUGUCUGUGUAUAUGUUUAUAAUAUUGACCUAGAUGUAUUGACAUUAGGUUUGUGUUCACCAAGUGUCUAAUGCCUAGUAGCAUAAAAGAUGGACAAUACUGUGUCUAAGGCAACGAAGAAACGAGAGACUUGGAAAAAUGGAAAGGAAUUCAUGUUCUCGUGCAUAGGUGUCAGUGUUGGAUUGGGAAAUAUAUGGAGAUUCCCCUAUAUCUGCUACAAAAAUGGCGGAGGGGCGUUCCUUAUACCAUACUUCCUGUUUAUGGCUAUACUGGCAAUUCCGCAACAAAUAUUGCAGUUUUCCUACCCGCAGUUUUCCAGUAUGGGACCCGCUAAAGCUUGGGUUUGCUGUCCCCUAUUCAAAGGUAUCGGUUAUGCUAUGAUUGUGAUGAAUGUAGUGGUCUCAGUAUACUACAACGUCAUUAUAGCCUGGAUACUCUACUACUUCGGGAGCUGUUUUACUGCCCAUUUACCAUGGACUAGUUGUAGCAAUGCCUGGAACACGGAGAAUUGCUACAGCAGGGUGCUUCCGUACAACACAACAACGACAAACACCAGCCUUACAUCACACAACGUAUCAUCUCUGACUGGAAUCGUACCACAUAGCACUGCUAAGACUGCCACGGAGGAAUUCUGGCAGUACAAGGUGUUGGAGUUAACCGACAACAUUGAAGACAUGGGACAAAUCCGUUGGACCUUAUUACUCUGCAACGUAGCAGUGAGCACAAUUGUAUUCUUUUGUGUAUUCAGGGGAAUUAAGAUGUCUGGAAAGAUUAUGUACGUAGCGGCUUCAAUCCCUUACAUAUUCCUAACAAUCCUACUGAUCAGAGGUUUGACGCUAGAGGGCGCUGGUCAGGGACUGCGGUACUACUUCAUUCCAAGAUGGGAAGAGUUACUAAAUCUGUCGGUAUGGUCUGAUGCUGCCGUCCAGGUAAUCUACUCGGCAGGGUUUGCUGCAGCUGACCUCGUGACUCUCUCCAGUUACAAUGAUUUUCAUCACAAUCUUUAUAGGGAUGCAAUGAUAAUACCCCUUGUGGAUGCGUUUACUAGCCUCUUUGCCGGAUGUGUUAUUUUUGUAACUCUUGGUUACAUGGCAACAACUUUCAAUGUGGAUAUACAAGAUGUUGUCGCUGAUGGUCCAGGGAUAGCCUUCAUGAUAUUUCCGGAAGCGAUAUCAACCCUCCCCAUUCCACAACUUUGGUCCGCUUUAUUCUUCUUCACUCUGUUCACUGUUGGAUUAGACAGUCGGAUCGUUCAUCUACAAGUUGUAAACGGAGCCUUGGCAGAUGUAUAUCCACAUGUGUUUCGUUCGAAGGUGAAAAUGACUUCGGCCGCUGUGUGUAUAUUGACGACAAUUAUUGGGAUACCCUACGUCUACCAGGGUGGCAUGUUUGUUGUUCAGCUCGUUGAUUGGUAUAUUGCCAGUGUUGGAUCACUUUUAAUUAUUCUACUGGAAAGCAGCGUACUUGCCUGGAUCUAUGGUUCGGAGAGGCUCAGCAAGGAUAUAGAAUUGAUGGUGGGAUAUCCGAUUCCACGGUUCUGGCAAUUCUUUUGGAAGUUCAUAACACCUAUUACAACUUUUUUCAUUUGGGUGGUUAGCUUGGUAAAGCAUCGCCCCGUGACAUAUGGAGCAAUGUCUUAUCCUGUGUGGUCAAUCGGGGUGGGCUGGAUCAUCGCUAUUACACCUUUACUGCCCUUAGCUGUCAAUAUGAUCUACACAUUGGCUAAACAUCCGGGAGGCCUCAUGCAGAGACUACGUGAAUCUGUCAAACCACUGCCGAAUUGGACUAAAAAUAUGGACGAGGAUCUGCAGACCAGGGACAGUGACCGGCAUGCAAUGCUGUUGUAAUAACACUGUACAUAUUAGGUUUUGAAUAAGACAAUAAUUAAUAUGUUUGUGUUUAACACAAAACAUCAAUGCGGAUUGAUACUCCCCGUUUGUUCAUUUUUUUUAUGAAUGUAGACGACAGAAAUAAGCUUCCUAUUUCAAAACUUUUUCUUUUAAACUAAACAAAAUAUUGACACCGACAAUGGUUUGUAUUAUUUAUUUUUCUACGGUUGAAAUCGUUUUUGUUUGCUACUGAGUUAAAACUAUAACAUUUCAUCUUACUAACACGGCGUUUAUCGAAAACAGGUAAAAUGUUCUUAUUUAUAAAUAUCCUAUUUAAUAUAGAAGUAAAACUUAUCCCAUUAUUCUCAUUGAUUUGUUUUAAGGUUGAUUUUCAUUUUACCAAAAGAAAAAAACCAUAUAUAUAACUAUGGCGUUUCAAAUGGAAGUAUGUCACUCAGCAGACACGAUUUAUAUGUUGUAACCUAUUAAUACACAUGUCAAUAGAAACUUCUUGGACUUUUGGACAAUUAAACAAAACAUUGUAAGAACAACUGGAUGUCAUUUCGAGAAUGUUGUUUAGCUACAUUUUCAUUGCUACGUAACAAUCGUUUUGCUUUGAAUUUGUGUUCGUGGCUUCCGACAAAUAAUUGUUACGUUCCCAUCAUUUAUCUACGAGCAGACUCCUGAACUAUAUUUUCUACGCCUGACAGUCUUAAAAUGAUACGUUUUAUUAUUGUCAACAAUGUUUAGAUAACGACGUUCAUAGGAUAUACUUAGGCGCGUUUAACGAGUAGUAAGAUAUCGAGACACGUAAUUCAAGCACCAUUUGUAAUAAAUACAGAUUAAAAUACGCCUUAGUUAUAUCUUUGGUUUGUGUACCUCUUUGUUAAGACACCAUGGUUUUGCGAGGACUAAAUAUACUCUACCUCUAGCUUAGGCUGCUAGAACAGAGCUUCUAUGUACAUGUAUUCCAUCCCUAUGUAAUAUACCUCAAAUGCGUGUUUAAGCACGGAUCAAUUCUUAUUCAUUUUAAUAUCUUAACGACCACUUUCCUAUUCUGUCCUGUUCCUUUUUACUAUUUAAAUGUCAACUAGCAAUAUGACCAUCUAGACAAAAUAAAUUUUUUUAACACAACAUUGCAGCUCCAACACAGUAUGUCCGCCUGUGGGAUAAGUUCAAUAACUAUAUUGUCUUAUAAUUCUUGGUAUUAAUCUUAGGUCCUCAAUAGAAUAAAAAUGAAAAUUGUUGUCGAGUCACUAAUUUUUAUUGGUAUGUUAAGUGUUAAGUACAAUUUUGUUCUUUUGAUAGUCAUCGUUUGCAGGAGGCUCAGUCGUCUAGUGGUAGGACGUCGGGCUUGUGAC